AUGAGCACAAGCGAAAACCGGGAACGAGCGCAGCGUCUGAAGCUUCCGAAUGCCGUAGUGGGACGUAUUGUAAAAAAUGCGCUUCCCGAUAAUGCAAAAAUGUCAUCAGAGGCACGUUGUGUCGUUUCCCGAGCUGCCUCUGUUUUCGUCCUCAACAUGGCCACUUUUGCUACUGAUCAUGCACAGGGCAAAAAGCGGAAGAUGGUCACCGGCGAAGAUGUUAUUGCGGCGUUGAAAGGCCUGGAAUGCGAACGUCUGGAGAAAAAGCUAACUGCCAUGGUCGAAUCGUGGAAGUCGAAGAAGGCUGACAAGGCCGCCGAGCAAGCCAAGAAGAGAGCCGACAAGAAAGCUGCUGCUGUUAGCGAAGCCAUUAACGAUGUUUCCGCGAUCCCGGAAACUGAAGCAGCGGACGAGGAGCCGACUGCUGCUUCACGGGACGAGCUUGAUAAAUCGAAGGAUGAUGCGCAAGAUACCGAAGAACCCGAUCGGCCAUCUUCAGCCGCUGGACCAGAAGACGACCUACCCGAAACUGCUCCCCUUUCA
Molecule: messenger RNA, 543 nt
Organism: Mesorhabditis spiculigera
Lineage: Eukaryota; Metazoa; Nematoda; Chromadorea; Rhabditida; Rhabditidae
Source: the annotation of a GenBank genome assembly